Messenger RNA from Colletotrichum karsti, 1488 nucleotides. RefSeq lists its product as uncharacterized. NCBI's taxonomy places the organism in Eukaryota, Fungi, Ascomycota, Sordariomycetes, Glomerellales, Glomerellaceae. Gene Ontology annotation, molecular function: monooxygenase activity; iron ion binding; oxidoreductase activity, acting on paired donors, with incorporation or reduction of molecular oxygen. The transcript is spliced from 5 exons. Bases 1 to 1488 code for a protein of 495 amino acids. The record is from RefSeq and is a predicted model, not a curated record.
AUGAUGAUAAUGUUCACGGGCUCAUCGAUUGCUAUUGUCGCAACACUCGGUGGAGUAGGAUAUGUCGUCCUUCUAUGCAUCUACCGCUUGUUCUUCCACCCACUCGCCAAGUAUCCCGGACCAAGGCUGGCGGCUUUAUCGGAUCUCUGGUACGCGGCAUCAUGGACAUCCGGCCGACACCCUUUUAUCAUGGAGAGAACCCACGGAAAGUAUGGCGGGGUCGUCAGGAUCGCUCCCAAUGAACUAUCGUUUGCGACGCCGCAGGCAUAUCGCGACAUAUACGGCCAUGCCGUCAAGGGGAAGCAGACAUUUCUGAAAGGGGCGUUUUACGACUUCGACGGCACAAGCCCAGGUAUUGUCUCUAUAAUAAGCCCUCAAGAACAUGCCAGACAGAGGAGAUAUCUGGCGCAUGCCUUCAGCGCGAAGGCCCUCCACGAUCAAGAGGUGGUCAUUCACCAAUACGUCGAUAUGUUCCUCGAUCAAAUUGAGCGAAUCGGUCGACCGGAAGGCGCAGGAAUCAACCUCGACGAAGCUUUCACCUGGCUGACAUUCGACAUCAUUGGCGAUCUUACUUUCGGAGAGUCCUUCCACGCCGUCGCUCAAGGGAAGACCAACUUCUGGGUCUCUCUGAUCAUCGACGGCUGUUACUUCAACGGGCUCAGCAGCCUUCGCAAACGUCUCCCAAUCAUCAACCUAGCGCUGCCGUUCAUGCUACCAAAGAACGCGGCGGCCAUGUUUGCCGAGCACCACAGGCUGACCGAAGAAAAGCUGGACAAACGUCUCGAGAUGGGCGACUCUCGACACCGCAGUGACUUCUUCUCCUACAUCCUACGCAAAGGCGGCAGCGAGGUGCCCAAGUCCGAGCUUAUACAGCAAGCGAGCACGCUGAUCGUAGGAGGCUCCGAGACGACAACGACCUGCCUGCUCGUGUUGAGCUAUUUCCUCCUGAAGAAUACGACGUAUCUCGAUAAGCUGAACGAAGAAGUUCGAGGGGCGUUUAGCUCCAUAGAUGAGAUUACCGGCGAGGCAGCCGCCAAGUUGCCGUACCUCAACGCGGUCAUCGAAGAGAGUCUGCGCAUAUUCCCGCCCGGCCCCUUUGGACUACCGCGGGUGUGCCCGGGUGCUGUCAUUGAUGGCCAUGAAGUCCCGGAGGGUGUGACGGUCAGCGUGGACCCCUGGGCCAUGUCUCACAGCCCGCGGUGUUGGAAGGAUCCUCACUCUUUCAGGCCCGAACGUUGGAUGGACGAGUCCUGCAGCGAUAAUAAGGAGGCUAGUCAGCCCUUCUCUCGAGGACCCCGUGCCUGUCUGGGGAUCAACUUAGCCUACCUCGAGAUGCACAUCAUCUUGGCGAAGAUGGUGUUCAAGUAUGAUUGGGAACUUGUCAAUGAGGAGCUCAAUUUCGUUAAUGAGUCGAAGUUGUUUUUCAUGUGGAAAAAACCUCCUGUGAUGGUUCGUUUUCAUCCUCGCAAGGGUAGUUUGUCGAAGUAG